This is a messenger RNA of Chelonus insularis, 1621 nucleotides long. RefSeq names its product delta4-sphingolipid-FADS-like protein ifc (gene ifc). The record is from RefSeq and is a predicted model, not a curated record. Gene Ontology annotation, biological process: ceramide biosynthetic process. NCBI's taxonomy places the organism in Eukaryota, Metazoa, Arthropoda, Insecta, Hymenoptera, Braconidae. Gene Ontology annotation, molecular function: sphingolipid delta-4 desaturase activity. Gene Ontology annotation, cellular component: membrane. The coding region runs from base 200 to 1165 and encodes 321 amino acids. The transcript is spliced from 5 exons.
CUACUUUUAGUACCAAAAUCCCAUCCCUAAGCUCGGCCUCCUUAUUAUAUUCUCCAUGGAAGCAACUAAGGAACUCUUUUCUCAGUUCGACAAUAUAUAGUUGCCGGUACAAUGUACGGAAAGUUCUCACAUCGCUUUUGGUUAAAUGAUUAGUUAAUUCGAUAUAAAAAGUAAAAGUAGUAAAAUAAAAUUGUUAAAAAUGGGUCAACACGUUUCAAGAACAGACUUUGAAUGGGUAUUUACGGAAGAACCACAUGCGAGUCGACGAAAAAUAAUUUUAGAAAAAUAUCCACAGAUAAAAAAACUUUUUGGUUAUGAUCCUAAUUUUAAAUGGGUAGUAACAGGAAUGGUAUUGGUCCAGUUUGCAUCAAUGUUUAUUGUCAAAAAUUUGAAUUAUCCAAUGUUAUUUUUAUUGGCUUAUUGUUUUGGUGGAGUAAUCAAUCAUUCAUUAAUGUUAGCUAUUCAUGAAAUUGCUCAUAAUCUUGCCUUUGGCCACUCGAAACCGUUGGCUAAUAAAUUAUUUGGAUUCUUUGCAAAUUUGCCGAUCGGAAUACCAAUUUCAAUCAGCUUUAAAAAAUAUCACCUGGAACAUCAUCGAUAUCAAGGAGAUGAGUACCUAGAUACUGACUUGCCUACAUUGCUAGAAGCCAAACUAUUUUGUACGACAUUUGGAAAAUUUUGUUGGGUUGUACUACAACCAUUUUUUUAUUCAUUUAGGCCUUUAAUAACAUAUCCGAAAGCGCCAACACAAAUGGAGUAUAUUAAUUUAGUUAUUCAACUAAUAUUUGAUGCUCUAGUAUGGUACUUUUUCGGUGGCAAAGUCUUAUUAUAUUUUAUUGUUGGUGGUUUAAUGGCUAUGGGAUUACAUCCAGUAGCUGGACAUUUUAUUUCUGAACAUUACAUGUACAGAAAAGGUUAUGAAACCUAUAGUUAUUAUGGCCCGCUUAACUUUAUUACAUUCAAUGUAGGUUAUCAUAAUGAACAUCAUGAUUUUCCUGCUGUACCAGGAUCUCGACUACCAGAAGUUAAAAGAAUAGCAGCAGAAUUUUACGACAAUCUACCUCAGCAUCAUUCUUGGACCGCUGUCCUCUACGAUUUUAUUAUGGAUCCUGAUAUAGGACCUUAUGCACGGAUGAAACGUAAACAUAGAGGUCUUAAGUCAUAAAUUCUAAUAUAUUUUGACAGUAUACAUACCAAGCAAUAUUAUUUACAAAAUGCAACAAUAUUUCUUCCAAACUUGUACAUUUCAAUGCCUUUUAUGUAUUGCAUUCUAGUUGAAUCAACUAAUUUUAUCUGUACAAUGAAUUUUCUACGAAUCAAUUAUCUGUUAAUUGUUAUUUAUCGUUUUUAACUACUCUAAGUUGUAACGAUUUGCUAUGCACAUAUUUGUCUAGUCUUUAAACUAUCUUCCGAUGAUGUUUUUUUUAAAUUAAGAAUUAAUUUUAAUUAUACAUCAGAUGAUAUCUUUCUUCAAUAGUACAAGUAUCAUGUUUAAGAUGUCAAUUAUAAAAUAUCUUGACUCAGGUUCACGCAACAAACUAUUUCUAAAAUAAUUUGACAAUUUAGUUAAUACUAUGCCACAAGUUUUGGAAUAUUAUGUUACUUCCAUUAUAAUACUUAU